UACAAUAUACAUAUAUAUAUUAUUAGUUAUGAGGGAUUCGGGUCUGGAUCUGUUCGACCCGAGGACCAUCGUCAUGGAUUCCGACUACAGCUCCUCCCCCGGCGGCAGCGGCAGCCGCGACCCGGACUUCGGAUUCGCCUUCAACGACAGCAAUUUCUCCGACCGGGUGCUCCGGAUCGAGAUCGUUCCGGAUCCUACCGAGGCCGCGCCCGAGGCCGAGGGUUGCCGAACCCUCGCCGACUGGGCCGCGCACAAGAGUAAACGACGUCGUGGGGAUAUUGCAAAGAAGGAGACCGACAUGUACCACUCGUUUGCAGCUUUGGAUAUCAACAAUUGCCCUGAAGAGCAGAUCUUAGAUUGUCAGCCAGAUGCUGAAGACGGUCCAGGUGAUGAGAAUCUUGAUGAGGAAGAAAUUCCAAUGAUAGAAGAUUCACCAUCAGGAGAUGAAGCUGCAAAUAGUGAUGAUUCCAAUAGUUCUGAAGAUGGUUUGAGAGUUCUAAGAGUGAAAACAUUACAUAUUAGCUCUCCCAUAUUAGCAGCAAAGAGUCCCUUUUUCUACAAGUUAUUCUCAAAUGGAAUGAUGGAAUCCGAACAGAGACAUGUAACCCUGAGAAUCACUGUCUCCGAGGAAGCUGCAUUUAUGGAGCUCCUGAAUUUCAUGUAUAGCAAUACAUUAAGCAUCAAUACACCUCCCGCCUUGCUCGAUGUGCUUAUGGCUGCUGACAAGUUUGAGGUUGCUUCAUGCAUGAGACAUUGCAGCCGUUUGUUGAGGAACUUGCCCAUGACUCCUGAGUCGGCGCUACUCUAUCUUGAUCUUCCUUCGAGUGUUCUAAUGGCUGAGGCCGUUCAACCUUUGACUGAUGCAGCAAAGCUAUUCUUAGCCACUCGGUAUAAAGAUAUAUCAAAGUUUCAAGAUGAGGUAAUGAACUUGCCUCUAGCUGGGAUCGAGGCAAUUUUGUCGAGCGACGAACUUCAAGUGGCCUCAGAGGACGCAGUUUAUGACUUUGCCCUGAAGUGGACUCGGACUCAUUACCAGAAUCCAGAGUAUCGUCGGGACAUUCUAUGCUCUCGCCUAGGUCGACAUAUCCGUUUCCCUUACAUGACUUCCCGGAAGCUUAAGAAAGUACUCACCUGCAGUGACUUGGAUCACGAGUUCGCUACUAAAUCUGUCCUCGACGCCCUAUUUUUCAAAGCUGAGGCUCCACAUCGACAAAGAAUUCACGCAUUGGAAGAAACAACCUCGUCUAGCCGUCGCUUUGUGGAGCGUGCUUACAAGUACCGCCCUGUUAAGGUUGUUGAAUUUGAAUUCCCGCGACCACAAUGCGUCGUCUACUUAGAUCUCAAACGGGAUGAAUGUAAGAAUUUGUUUCCUUCUGGUCGGGUCUAUUCUCAAGCAUUCCACCUCGGCGGACAAGGCUUCUUCCUCUCGGCGCAUUGCAACAUGGAUCAACAAAGCUCGUUCCAUUGUUUCGGGCUUUUCUUAGGAAUGCAAGAAAAAGGGUCUGUAUCCUUUGCUGUCGACUAUGAAUUUGCUGCCCGAUCAAAGCCCACAGAGGAUUACAUCAGCAAAUACAAGGGCAACUACACUUUUACUGGGGGGAAGGCAGUCGGGUACCGUAACUUGUUCAGCAUCCCGUGGACUUCGUUCAUGGCUGAGGACAGCCUUUAUUUCAUCAACGGGAUACUCCAUCUCCGAGCUGAGCUCACCAUCAAGCGCGAAAUACCUGAGGUUGAAACCUCAUGAUCGAUCUCUCUCUGGCCCUCGAGCUUGAUGGAACUGGUAUGUUAAUGUCCGUCAUUCAUAACUUGUCGGUUGUAGCUAAUAUUUGUUGUUGCGGAUCUGGGAUUUGUGUCUACUUAAUCUUUUUUGCUGUUUUGUUGGGAGCCGAGUUGAAUUUACUGAUUAACUUCAAAUAGGGGAUGAAUUCCAUUCGCACAUUUUCUCCA
Andrographis paniculata is the source of this 1947-nucleotide messenger RNA. Its product is annotated as BTB/POZ domain-containing protein POB1-like. Gene Ontology annotation, cellular component: nucleus. The transcript is spliced from 6 exons. NCBI's taxonomy places the organism in Eukaryota, Viridiplantae, Streptophyta, Magnoliopsida, Lamiales, Acanthaceae. Gene Ontology annotation, biological process: response to red light. The coding region runs from base 29 to 1744 and encodes 571 amino acids. Gene Ontology annotation, molecular function: protein binding. The record is from RefSeq and is a predicted model, not a curated record.